GUGUUGUUGUGUGUGGGGGCCGCGCCAGUCCGGUGAGUCGGAGCGUAGAGACACGUAGAGAGCGGCACGUAAGGGCCUAGGCCGGAAUCGAACCGCGGUGUCUUGGUCGUCGGCUCUUCUCUCUUUCUCCCACCCCUCUCUAUCUGUCGUCCCUCUUUCCCUCUCUCUCUCGCUCUCUCCGGCACGCACGAACGCGCGACGCACGCAAGCAAGCAGGCGGGCGAACGAGCGAGCGAGCGAGCAAGUGAACGAGUGAGUGAGUGAGCGAGCGAGUGAGCGAGCGAGCACGCACGCACGGCAGCAGCAGCAGUGGUGGCUCCCUGUCCGCGCACUGUCCGGUGACCGACCGUGGUUCGGCUGUGUCCGUCCGUCAUAUUAUAUUCCCGGCCCGAGAGAGAGCAAGGUUGCUGGCACGUAGUUGGUGGUGUUGCGACGCAGGAGGCGGUGGGGACGGACGGACGUACGGACGUACGGCGGGUGUGCGAUUCGCGGUGUGCGCGUACGAAGCGGCGGAACGAGGAGCCAGCGCGAGAGAGAGCGGUUUGGGACUGUGUGCCGGCCAUGGAGAAGCGGAUAGAGCUCGAGAAGCGGGGCAGAAACCCCGGCGACAUCAAGGAGCUUGUUCUUGAUAACUGUCGGAGUACGCAAAUCGUGGGUCUGACAAGCGAGUUUGUCUCCCUAGAAUCGUUAAGUCUCAUCAAUGUGGGUCUUACCAGUCUAAAAGGCUUCCCAAAGUUAUCCAGUCUUAAGAAGCUGGAGUUGAGCGACAAUCGGAUUUCGGGCGGUUUAAAUCUGCUCGAUUCGAGUCCCAAAUUAACUCAUCUGAAUCUGAGUGGGAACAAGAUCAAAGAUCUUGACACGCUACAGCCGUUGAAAGAGUUCAAGAACCUCAAGAGCCUGGAUCUCUUCAACAAUGAAGUGACAAAUAUGGAUAAUUAUAGAGAGAAAGUCUUCAAUCUGAUCCCUAGCUUACGAUAUCUUGACGGAUUUGACGCUGACGAUGACGAAGUUGAUGAAAGCGAGGACGACGAAGUCAACGGUAACGAAGACGGAGACGGCGACGCUAACGAAGAAGAAAGCGAAGACGUUUCAGACGAGGAAGAGGAUGAUUUCGUAGCUGAAUAUGAAGAACCAGGAUUAGACGUAGUCUACAAAGACAACCUUGAAGAUGACACUGACGAGGAGGAUUAUAUGGGUGAAGAAGAAGAAGAAGACGAUGAUGAAGAUAACGAGGACGAAGAGCAGGACGAAGAGGAAGAAUUGUCACCUGCACGAGGAAAGAAAAGAAAACAUGAAGACGGAGGCGAUUCAGGGAACUAGAACACUUAAGAUGGAGGCAAAUUUCUGGUACUGUUGAAUGAGUGUAAAAUUCGUAUAAAUAAUAACAAUAAUUGCGACGCCGAGUGAACAGCUGGGAAUCAAACUAAUCGACCGACCAAUGACAGACUCUACAGUUAGUGAUGUGAAUUUAUCAGUAAAUCAUUGACUGAAGGAAAAUUGUCUGUGUAACAACAAAAGAUUUGCCGUUGAGUAGGUGAAGUGGGAUAUAUGAAUGGUAGAUUUGCGAGAGAAAUAAGGGGAAGGAAAUGAAUGAUGCUGGCAUAAAAAUAGGGCUGCAUUCCAGCUGGACACAGCACAGUUUUAGUUAUACUAACGAUAUUUUAUAUAGAGUAUAUAGUUAGAGUAUUAGUGGUGUUGCAUAGAGUGUACGGAAGAUCGAAUAUUAAAUGAAUCGUGAAGAGAAAGCGAGUGAAAGAGAGGGAGAGGGCGAAAUUGAAAGAGAGAGAGAGAGAG
This is a messenger RNA of Dinoponera quadriceps, 1794 nucleotides long. RefSeq names its product acidic leucine-rich nuclear phosphoprotein 32 family member A-like (gene Mapmodulin). The record is from RefSeq and is a predicted model, not a curated record. Gene Ontology annotation, molecular function: histone binding. The transcript is spliced from 8 exons. The coding region runs from base 562 to 1320 and encodes 252 amino acids. Gene Ontology annotation, cellular component: nucleus. NCBI's taxonomy places the organism in Eukaryota, Metazoa, Arthropoda, Insecta, Hymenoptera, Formicidae.